Gossypium raimondii (Peruvian cotton) is the source of this 856-nucleotide messenger RNA. Its product is annotated as 21 kDa protein. Gene Ontology annotation, molecular function: enzyme inhibitor activity. The transcript has a single exon. NCBI's taxonomy places the organism in Eukaryota, Viridiplantae, Streptophyta, Magnoliopsida, Malvales, Malvaceae. The record is from RefSeq and is a predicted model, not a curated record. Gene Ontology annotation, biological process: negative regulation of catalytic activity. Bases 40 to 660 code for a protein of 206 amino acids.
CCCAUCUCUAAAAUCAUAAACGAGACAGAGAGAGAGAAAAUGGAAGGUUCAUCUUUACGCCAUUGGAAGGUAAUCCCAAUCCUGCUUAUUACCCUUCAAUUCACUACUAACAUGGUCUUGAGCUUAGCUGAUGCACCAUUUGACAAACAAAGAAACAUUGAGUACAUCAAAUCUUCAUGCAGCUCCACAACUUAUCCCAGACUGUGCUAUCGCUCACUCUCAAUCUAUGCAAACAAAAUCAAAACUAGCCCCAGAUUGUUAGUGGAUACUGCCCUUAAUGUUACCCUCAAGGCCAGCAAAUCAACUUCAAGGUUGAUGGUGAAGAUCUCUACAAUCCACGGUUUGAGGCCUAGGGUAGCUGCUGCCAUGGCAGAUUGCAUUGAGGUGAUCGGUGACUCUGUUGAUGAGCUUCAACAGUCUAUAGAGGAACUUGGUCACAUUAGCCGCUCAAAUUUUGCGCUUACAAUGAGUGAUAUUCAAACUUGGGUUAGUGCAGCGCUGACAGAUGAAGAUACUUGCAUGGAUGGAUUUGCAGGAAAGUCCAUGAAUGGAAAUGUAAAGACUAUGGUAAGGAAAAGGAUUGUUAAAAUUGCACAUUUGACAAGCAAUGCCCUGGCUCUUGUCAACAACUAUGCCUCAACUCAAAGUAACUUACCUUAAUUUCUCAUCAUAUGGGGGAGGCUACUACUUCUCAUGAAAACACUACAGAGAAGAUAAGUAUAAGAUGAAAGAUAUGUAAGAUAGCAGGUUACGUUGUGAACUGUAUUGAGGGAAUAUCAAAUUUGUGUUUGUGUGAACUGUUGUGUAUAUGUAAUACAAUAUCAACUUGUGAAUCAAGGUUUAGUUUUCAAUCUCA